Messenger RNA from Prorocentrum cordatum, 4811 nucleotides. Lineage: Eukaryota; Dinophyceae; Prorocentrales; Prorocentraceae. The record is from the annotation of a GenBank genome assembly.
AAGGCAUCCGAGGCUGAGCGCGCGCGCGCGAUGGCUCCCGGAUCCGCUGCCGUUGUAGUCCGAGGGGUGUGUUCUGCAUCGCGGCGGGUGUGCUCUGACCCGCUCGCGCAGGGGUGAGUUUCGAAGCCGCCCGCCGGCUCUCUGCGGCCCCGCCUGCGCUGCGCCCACUCUCGCAGCAUGGGCGGGCACAGCCACGGCGGCAGGCGCUGCGGCGGCCACGGGGCUGGCCGCGCAGGCGGCCACGACGGGAGCGGCCAGGUGGGCGGGGAGGGCGGCCACGCGCACGGCGGCGGGCACGGCGGCGGCUGCAGCCACGGCCACGGCGGCCACCACGAGGGCCACGAGGGCCACGGCGGGACAGGCCAGGGCCCCGCGCACGGCUCCGGCGGCGCCUCGGGGGGCGGCGGCUUCGCCAUCUCGCACCAGUGCCGCGAGGGCGGCAUCUGCAUCACCAUGGCGAUCGACGGCGAGCAGCGUGCGUUCAAGAGCGCAGCGAUCAGGGACCUGCCCGCCGGGGACAUCUGCAUCCGCAGCCUCGCCGGGGAUCCCGUCGGCGGCAAGUGCCAGACGCCGAGCUGCACGGAGGAGGAGCCCCACCUCCACGUGCACGCCGCACACGAGGGCUGUUACGAGGCCCGCGCGGGCUGCGAGGAGCUGGCGAAGUUCGGGGUCACGCUGCUGCAGUGCCGCACCUGCGUGGCCCUCCCGGUGGACGGCACCUUCCCCGGCCAGUGCGAGAAGGCGCUCGCUCGCUGCGCUUGCUGCAGGGACCACCCGUCGCCGGCCGUGGUAGGGUCGCCCGUGCCUCCAGUCGUGCACAAGCACUCGGCUACGUGCGGCCAUCCUGUCGUCAAGCACGGCGAUCAUGUCGACUACAUUGUGCAAGCGACCGACGGGCGGCUCCUCCUGGAGCACGCGCACUGCGCGGAGGGGACUGCGGACGGGCCACAGCACAACGACUGCCACGGCGAAAUCAAGCAGAGCGCGCCCUUCGCGUUUCUCUACCGAGACCGUGCGGGUGGCUCCUCGAUCAGCAUGUCCGUCUACGGCGUGUCCCUCGAAGCACUGUUGGGACCGAAGGGCACGCGUCAGCUCAGCGGCAGAAAAGUGACCACAGUGAUGAUAGUAGAGGGCAUAUGCUGCCCGAGCGAGGUGCCGAUAAUUGAUAACAUCCUCCAGAAGCUCUCUGGCGUUGAUAAGGUGUCGACAAACGUCACGGCGAAGCAGACGACCGUCGAGCACAAUCCCAUGCUCACUUCACCUGAGGAUCUCGUGCAUGCUCUGAACAAGGCGUCCUUGGGGGCGCGGCUCCGGCGAGGUGACGGCGAAGACGAGCAAAUGGAGAGCCGGUGCCCAUCGCCGUUGCUACUCGUCUGCGGACUGCUGUGGAUCGUGUCUUUCGCGAGUUUGGCGGAUCACGACGAGGAGACAUGGGUACACUACCUGAAGUACGUGGCUCUUGCCGCCGUGGCAGUCGGUUCACCCCGCAUUCUCCUGAAGGCCUGGGGGGCUCUGAGAAAUCGCGUCCUCGACAUCAAUUGCCUUAUGGGGAUCGCGGUGUGCGGCGCCAUCGGCAUCGGGGACUACGUCGAAGCAGCGGCAGUGGUGUUUCUCUUUCGCCUCUCGGAGUGGCUGGAGUUCCUUGCCACAGCCAAGGCGCGCAACGCUUUGGCCGCCGUGCUGGCCAUGCGGCCCGAGCAGGCGGUUGUGGCGGGCACGGGCCAGAAGAUUCCCGUGGACGAGGUGGUCGUCGGCAGCCGCUUGGCCGUCCGGGCCGGCGACAAGGUCCCGGUGGAUGGCGUCGUCGUCGAAGGAACGUCGGGCCUGGACGAGAGCGCCCUCACCGGGGAGUCUGUGCCCGCGCGAAAGCGGGUUGGCUCCCGCGUCUUCGCGGGCACCGUGAACGUUGGCGGGGGCUACUUGGAGAUCGAGGCGACUGCUCUGGUGGGCGAUUCCGCUGUGGCGAGGAUGGUGAAGCUCAUCGAGGAGGCUCAGGCGAGCCGGUCGAAGACCGAGAUCCUUGUCGAGCGCUUCGCCAAGGUUUACACGCCCAUCGUCGUUGUGUCAGCGCUGUUGCUCGGCGCUGUCCCGUGGAUCUUCCUCGGCGAAGAGGAGGCGAUGGAUUGGCUGUACAGGGCUCUGGUCCUGCUGGUCGUGGCCUGCCCCUGCGCCCUCGUCAUCUCCACGCCCGUCACCUACGUGAGCACCCUCUCCACUGCGGCUACGCACAACAUCUUGGUACGUGGCGGCGACACGGCGGCGGACCUGGAGGUGCUUGGCAGGGUCCAGACCAUGUGCAUGGACAAGACGGGCACCUUGUCGGAGGGCCGCUUCCGGGUGAGGACGGUGCUGCACGUCGGCGAAGGCAGGGACAGUCGGGCGGAGCACCUUCGCCUCAUGGGCUACCUGGCGGCGGUAGAGCGGUUGUCCACGCACCCCCUGGCCUCCGCGCUCGUGGCGCACGCCCGGAGUGAGGGCGCGGAGGACGAAGGCAUUCAUGUGGAGGACGUCCAGGAGCUGCCUGGCGAGGGCCUCGAGGCCACCAUCCAGGGCGCAAGCGUGCAGAUUGGCAGCCGCCGCCUCGCGCGCCGCAUGGGCUGGGCGGCGGCGGACGCCAGGCCCCAGGCCGUGGCAGUGGGUAUCGACGAGGCCUCCACCGACGGCGGCGAGAGACUCCAGAAGGGCACCAUGGCGCCUGACGUCGCGGAGCAGGUCGCCGAGAUCGAGGCGCAGGCGCAGACUGUGUGCUACCUCGGGGUGGGUGGGCGCCUCGCCACCAUCAUCGGCGUGGCCGACGCGCCGAGGGAGGAGGCGGCGGGGGUCGUGAAAGCCCUCCGCGAUCUGGGUGUGGAUGUGGUGAUGCUUACCGGCGACCGCUUGGCCCCCGCGGAGGCCGCGGCAGCCAAGGUCGGCGUGGCCGACGUGAGCGCGGAGCUCCUACCCGAGGACAAGGUGACGGCAGUCCUGGCGAGAAGGCCGAAGGCUACUGGCUGGCCCUUCGCGGCAAGGAGGGCCGUGGCCAUGGUGGGCGACGGCGUGAACGACGCGGCCGCGCUGGCUGCCGCCGACGUGGGCAUCGCCAUGGGUGCGGCGGGCACGCAGGUGGCCAUGGAAAAUGCGCAUGUGGUGCUCAUGGAUUCGGAUUUGCGAAAGUUGACAACCGCCGUGAAGCUUGGCCGGACCGCCAUGAGGAAGGUGAAGCAGAACGUUUUCUUCGCCCUGUUCUCCAAGCUCGUUAUGGUCGUGCUUGCCGUGGUCGGCUACGCGUCCUUGUGGAGUGCCAUCGUCGUCGACCUCGGCUCGAUGCUCAUCGUCACCAUCAACGCGUCCCUCGUACUGAGUCAGCGGAAGGCGAAGGGCGACGCCCACGGGCCCGGCCCCAGCCACGAGGGCGAGGUUGCGAAGAGCCGCUGGGCCCUACCGAAAUUCGGCGGCGGCCAUGGCCCCGGCCACGGCGGCCAUGGCCAUGGCCAUGAUCACAGUUGCUGCCGCCCGCCUGCGGCCGCGAGCGCGUCCGCGGCAGCAGACGGCCUCGGCGAUCCACGGGGCCAUGUCGAGGGCCACGCUGGUCAUGGUGACAGCCAUGGCGGCGGCCAUGACAGCUGCCACGGCGGCCACAGUCACGGGGGCAAGGCCUGCGGCGGUCAUGGCGACAGCCACGGCGGCGGCCACCAUAGCUUCCACGGCGGCCACAGUCACGGGGGCAAGGCCUGUGGCGGUCAUGGCGACAGCCAUGGCGGCGGCUACGAUAGCUGCCACGGCGGCCACAGUCAUGGGGGCAAGGGCGGCGGUGGUCACGAUAACAGGCAUGGCGGCGACCAUGCCUGCGGCCACGGCAGCCACAACGGCGACAGCGUUCACGGGCACAAGGCCUGCGGCUGUCAUUGAUUUGAUUGUUGCGUGCGUGCCACCGCUACUUUUCUUUGCCUGCCAUCUGUGCCGAGGUUGCGCUGUGACUUGCCGCGCACUCUGGCCCAUGUGUACUCGGGCCUGGGCGAUGGAGGUAGGUUCGACGGGAUCUUGAGACGGUUCGGAUAGCACCCAUCCGUACCACAGUCGCAAAGAAUAAUGUCAGAAUACCCUCUGAGGCAAAACCAUGGAGCCAUUUUCGGAAGGCUCUACCCGUUUUGUACAUACUGCUCUCCUUGUCGCAGUCGCAGUGCCGUGCCGUUCGCCUGCUUGCAACAGAGUGCGCGGCGUUGCAACUGAUUAUCGGGGCGGCUCUCUCCGUCGCCCCCCCGGGGGCCCGCGGCGGCGGCUUUUGCACGGAGCGCGUGGUACCACGGCCGUCGAGGGCCGUGACGGCACUCUGCUUCCUCCCGAAGUUCCCUGUACGUUCGUGCGGUUUUCUUCCUUCCUCUAUACGUGGUACUGCGGGACCGCUCGCCCGCACGGCCGCGACAGGACUCAUUUGAUGUUGCGCUGCAGUGUUUCCCUUUUGCGUUCCUGACUCUCCCCGCGGUGUCUCUUUGUGCCUCUCUUGCUGUAGUGUCCGGGGUGCCCUUUUUGUGAUUGCGCUUGUCAAUCGUGCUCCCUGACAGUGUGGGACCACAGUUGUGUAGUGUUGUGACAACAUCGAUCACGCACUCUUCCUCUCCCAUGGCCCAAAGCUUGCGGACAAGCUUCAUUUUCAUACCUAGUGCGUUGUGGAUGUUCUUGGAAGGGGCGCCACAAGGCCGAGGCGCACUGGAUAUAGAUGAAAAUAGAGCCUCCAAGGGAUAGACUGUUCAUAUCCUGUGCCCCUCGGGUUUCUGGGGAAGGGAGCCCGACACGCCAAGCUGCAAUGGAGAUGGACACAAGUCUUGCCCGCA